GGAGCCCCCAGAGCAGGCUAACCCUGAGCCUGGGCACUAGGACCCGCCCCCCCCUUCCCCCAGGGGUCCGAGCCCCUCCCCGCGCGGUCCCGCCUCCGCCGGCGGCCUCGUUCCCUCGGAGCCCUGGGCCAGCCCCCCGCCUGGGCGUGAAGGCAGAGACGUGUCCCCCCGUAUCCUUCUCCCUCCCUGAAGUGGACCGAGAGCUGGGCCAGGCAGGGAGGCCGAGGGAAUGGCCCCCCGGACCCCCGAGACCCCCAUGGCAGGGUGGGUCCGGAGACGUCCGAAGCCUAGCUCCCAGGAAGGAGAAGUACCUGAAGGAUCCGGCCCGGGUCAAGUGGCGCCCGAACAGGGACCUGAGCUCCUCUUCGGUGACCCCGCCAGGGUUAUCUAUUCGUGUCUCCACAGAAUGGAGAAGGUCGCUGGGUUCCCGUCCGCUGGGUUAGAGAACUGGCGAAAGGAGCGGACGCAGAGAAGGAGGCGGAAGCGAGGACGCCGCGGACGUCAAUCCAGGAGGCUGAAGAAGGAGAAUAGGAAGCGGAUCUCCCACUGUGUUUUCUCUUUGGCCAUUCUUAGUCUUGGCCUUGGGUGGGGGUUGCCCGUCGGCGCCGAAGGGCGUUCGGCGAAACACCUGGUUGCACAGCUAAAUCACACUGCUAAGCCCUGGACUAACCUUAACCAGGAGCAUACCUAUUGGGCACUAGUACGACACUUCCCCCAACCACGUCCAGUUACUUGGAAUGGGGAUCCUGUUCCCCUAGUUGUGGUUUCCAAUGCUUCACUCCUCAUGGGCGGAGGGUGGAACGGCCAGUUAUCUCCCAUGAACAAAAUAAGACCAUUAUUAUGAGGAGUCCCACACUACCCAUUUGCCUCAGCAAAGGUGCCCACGCCGGUUGUGCUCAGGUAGAAAAUGAUACCAUCACUGAGUUACCGCAUGGACCCCACGGUUGGAUAGGGAAAGGGGACCAUAUACAUUUUUAUGUCUUACAACAUCAGCGUAGCACGCUCUAUCAGAGACAUCAAAAUUACUCACUGUGGCUGAACCAUACCAACUCCGGGUUCAGUAACAUCAGCAGCCAUAGUUACACCCAAAAUGUCACUAGCGGGUUUUUUCUCUCCCCACUCCCUCUUUGCACCCCUUCCCCUAACAUGUUUGUAGGCUUCCAAAUCUGUUCUACAGGGCAUCAAGUAGAUGGCGAGAACGUGAACGGGACUCAACUCUACUUUCUGGAUGGACAACCGGGUCCUUGGUUUGCGGCCCCGGUACCCCAUGUGCGAAGCCCUCGAGGACCUAUAGCCCAUGCACAUCUGUGGAAAUUGGCUGCUGCCUUUGCACCUUUGAUCCAUUUCACAGAUAACAGUGCACCUCUAUCUGACAACAGCACUCUUCGGAACUGGUGGUGGGACUUGUUAUUUUCAGCAGGGCGUACUUGCAACAGCCAUGGUCAAUUAGGACACUGUAACGAUUUUAACGUGACCAUCCAGACGACUUCGGAUCGUGACAUGUUUUGGAUCUGUCGUAAUGGCACCAUCACUCCCUCCUCUGCAGAAUACGCUGUACACUGCUCCAACGGAUCGUUCUCCAAUACCUUACAAUCUACAGACGUAGCCUCCAACGCCACCAUGGUCCUCCUUCUUCGAGUGCCGCCUAUCACCUUUGUGCCAGUGUUAACUACACAACCUUUUGCGCAAUCGCCUAUAGAGAGAUUCCUAUUGCGCCGCUAUCGGAGAGAGGUGGGAGGUCUCGACCUCAUCAACCUUGCACUAAAUAUUGCUGAAGCAUUAGAUCUCGUUCUGGUGAACCAUCAACUGAGUCUUCUAGCACGGCAUUUGGAGGAGUUCAUGGAAGAAACCACCCAAGCGUGGACUGUGCAACAACGAUUUAAUCGUCUCCUGUUAAACAAGGUUGAGCUCAUGGCUACAGUGUUAGCUGAUACUGUGCUGGAGGUGACUAUUGCCGAAAAGCUUUCUACUGUUGGAUGUUCUUAUGAGUUUCAACCGCCCAUGUGUGUCACUGCACUUCAUCCUAACUCUUCCA
Molecule: messenger RNA, 2035 nt
Organism: Phascolarctos cinereus (koala)
Lineage: Eukaryota; Metazoa; Chordata; Mammalia; Diprotodontia; Phascolarctidae
Source: RefSeq, a predicted model, not a curated record